UCUCGGUGUGCUGUGAGCGACAGUGUGGACGAUGUUGGUGCUGCUGUGCUGCUGUUUACUGCUUCAGCAGGUCAGCAGUGGUGAGGGCAGUAAGGCGGCGGUGGGGAAGACAGGCGGAGGGAAGUCGGGUAAGGUCCAGGUGGGAAACGCGGCGCUGGUGGUGCAUGAUGGAGGAGGAAGACGAGGAGGAGGCUCUGAGCGCGUGCAGUUCUGCACGUGGCCGUGCGCGUGUGGUCCGAGGCCGCAGUGCGCCCCGGGGGUCAGCGCGGUGCUGGACGGCUGCGGCUGCUGUAAGAGCUGCGCGCGACAGAUCGGGGAAUCCUGCAACGAGCGCGACGUGUGUGAUCCACACAAGGGCAUGUACUGCGACUUCUCCAGGGACAAACCACGCUUCCAGCUCGGGGUGUGUGCCUACAUGAUGGCAGUGGGCUGUGAUCUAAACGGACUUCACUAUGAGAACGGUGAGGCGUUCCAGCCCACUCCUCUGUAUAAGUGUACGUGUAUCGGUGGAGCCAUCGGCUGCGUUCCCGUGUUUAUCCAGAAACCGGCGGCCAUGUUGGGACCCGCGCCGUUACGGGCGAGAACGCCACAGGACACGGCGUACAGGGGCAUGUCAGCUUACAGGACUCCUCCUUUAGUGAAGACGAGAGGUUGUGUGGUCCAGACCACGCCCUGGUCUCCCUGCUCGCGCUCCUGUGGCUUCGGCAUCUCCGUCCGCAUCUCCAACCACAACCCCAAGUGUGACAUGAGGAGAGAGCGCCGCCUGUGUCUGCUCCGCCCCUGCGACAACAAGAGCCUGAAGAGCCUAAAGAUCCCGGCGGGGAAGUCCUGCAGGCCCGAGUUCCAGGCGAGGACGGCGGAGAAGUUUAAACUGUCCGGCUGCACGAGCAGUAAGAAGUACCGGCCGCACUACUGCGGAGUGUGUAACGACAAGCGCUGCUGCGUCCCCCAGCGCUCCACCCUGCUGAGGGUGGAGUUUAAGUGUGUGGGCGGAGCCAGCGUGGUGUGGAACAUGCAGUGGAUCACGUCCUGUGUGUGUGAGAGGAAGUGCAACGACCCGGGAAACAUCUUCUCUCAGAUGUACUUACUGUGAC
Messenger RNA from Clarias gariepinus (North African catfish), 1094 nucleotides. RefSeq names its product cellular communication network factor 6 (gene ccn6). Gene Ontology annotation, molecular function: heparin binding; integrin binding. NCBI's taxonomy places the organism in Eukaryota, Metazoa, Chordata, Actinopteri, Siluriformes, Clariidae. The record is from RefSeq and is a predicted model, not a curated record. Gene Ontology annotation, biological process: signal transduction; cell adhesion. The transcript has 5 exons. Gene Ontology annotation, cellular component: extracellular matrix; extracellular region. The coding region runs from base 32 to 1093 and encodes 353 amino acids.